AGUCUAUUGGUUUUACACGUGUUUACAAUAAAAUCAAUCAUUCAUUCAUUCAUUCAUUCAAUUAAGUCAUUCAUUGAAUAAGUUGUUUACGUAAAGACCUGUUGUUGUUGUAGUAGUGGUUAAAGACAUCUGAGAUCAGCUCAUCUGAAGACUUUCAGUGCCGGCGGCGAUGUAUUACUGCUUUUAAUAGUUAAUAACAAUUAUCAUAUCAUUAGACCACAAGACAUAUCAUAUGUGUUUUUUUUAUGAAUCAUUUAUUUGAUUGAUUUAAGAAAUGGAUUACUUGGAGGAACAGACCAACGAAUUGGAGGCUCUGGAGGCCAUCUAUUCAAACGAAUUAACAGUGGUUAAACGAAAACCUCAUCCGAUAUUCACUAUUGCCAUCAAAUCGGAUCCGCAGAAGAAUGACGACGAAGACAAUCAAUCAGAUACUAUAUAUGAAAUAGAAGUUCAGUUUAAGCUAACCGACACAUAUCCCGAUUCUUUGCCGGUCAUCGAAGUGACCGAAUCGGACAAUUUGACUGAUUUUGAUGAACAAGAACUAUUGGAACUGUUGGAGAGGGAGGCCAACGACAGUCUCGGUAUGGUUAUGAUCUAUACGCUGGUAUCGGUGGCUAUCGAUUGGAUUAAUCGUAAAUCCGAUGAAAAGUAUAACGAACUGAAAGAACUGUUGGCCCGAAAGCGUCGAGAAGAAGAAGAAGCGGAACACAAGAAAUUCGACGGAACACAGGUUACGGUCGAGACGUUUAUGGUUUGGAAGAAACAGUUUGACGAAGAAAUGCAACUCUUGGACAAAGAGUUGAAAACGAAACAAGAAUUGGCCAAAAAACUGACCGGAAAACAGUUGUUUGAGACAAACAAAUCUCUGUUCGAGAGUGACCUACAGUUUCUCGAUGAUACCGAUCAGGACAUCGAUACGGAUAUCAAAGUCGAUGAAAGUCUGUUCCAGAAUAUGGAUGACCUGGAAAUCGAUGAAGACUUGGAAUAAUAUUUAUUAAGAAUUUUGUAUUAGUUAAUGAAUGAGUGGGUGAGUGAGUGUGUAUUAGAGAGAUUUAUUAUACAAAUUAUUAUACAUAGAUUUUUUAAUGUAAUGUAAUGUUUAUGAUAAACAUAUAUAUUAUUUGUUGUA
Oppia nitens is the source of this 1129-nucleotide messenger RNA. RefSeq names its product RWD domain-containing protein 1-like. Gene Ontology annotation, biological process: cytoplasmic translation. Bases 275 to 988 code for a protein of 237 amino acids. The transcript is spliced from 3 exons. Gene Ontology annotation, molecular function: protein binding. The record is from RefSeq and is a predicted model, not a curated record. NCBI's taxonomy places the organism in Eukaryota, Metazoa, Arthropoda, Arachnida, Sarcoptiformes, Oppiidae.